This is a messenger RNA of Anopheles bellator, 2616 nucleotides long. It is a transcript of the gene LeuRS-m, whose product is annotated as leucine--tRNA ligase, mitochondrial. Gene Ontology annotation, biological process: leucyl-tRNA aminoacylation; mitochondrial translation. Bases 1 to 2616 code for a protein of 871 amino acids. Gene Ontology annotation, molecular function: leucine-tRNA ligase activity; ATP binding. NCBI's taxonomy places the organism in Eukaryota, Metazoa, Arthropoda, Insecta, Diptera, Culicidae. The record is from RefSeq and is a predicted model, not a curated record. Gene Ontology annotation, cellular component: mitochondrion. The transcript has 3 exons.
AUGUUCAAGUUCGUUUUGCAGUCUCCCCGUGAGCUUACAUCGGAAAUGAAGCUACAAAUGGAAGAGAGGUGGCGCAGUAAACUCGGUGACGCUCGAUUUCAACCGUCCGCUACGGAAAACCCAAAACGUUACGUGCUGGCUAUGUUCCCAUAUCCCUCCGGUAAUCUGCACAUGGGUCACGUCCGCGUGUACACUAUCAGCGAUGCAAUGGCUCGCUUCUAUCGACUAAACGGUGCCAACGUACUGCAUCCAAUGGGUUGGGAUGCAUUUGGAUUGCCGGCCGAAAAUGCUGCCCUCCAGCGUCGCAUUCCGGCGGACACGUGGACCCAGCGCAAUAUCACCGAAAUGCGCAAACAGCUCGAACUGCUUGCGUUUAGCUUCGAUUGGGAUCGUGAGCUGGCGACGUGCGAUGCCACAUAUUACCGCUGGACACAGCAACUGUUUCUGAUGCUGUUCAAGGAUGGCCUGGCGUAUCAACGAGAGGCACACGUCAAUUGGGAUCCCGUCGAUCAAACGGUGCUCGCCGAUGAGCAGGUUGACGACAAUGGGUGUUCCUGGCGUUCGGGGGCCAAGGUGGAAAAGAGGGUACUACGCCAGUGGUUCAUCAAGACGACACGGUUCGCUAAACCGCUUCUGGAUGGAUUAAACGAUACAGAACUGGAGGACUGGAAGGACAUCAUAAAACUUCAGCGUCACUGGAUUGGCGAGUGUGAUGGAUACGCAUUCGAACUUCCGGUGGCUGGGGGCCGGAAUGAAAGUGUUUCGAUCUGGACCCGGGAACCGAGCGAUUUGAAAAACGCUCUCUUCAUCGUUUUACAUCCCGCCAAUCUUUUCAACAGCAGCAAACGAACGGAUUGUAGUCUCGAGCUCCGAUGCGAAAAUCCCUUCACAGGCCGCACACUCCCCGUAAUUGUGUGCGAGGAUGUUCCGUUUGCGGAAGGUUGUGAUACGUACCUGGCCGUGGAUAGCGAGGAGAAUCGACAACUCGCCCAAAGGGUUGGUUUGACAAUUUUGGAGGACGAUCGUAGUAGUAAGAAUGAUACGGCAUCAAAUGAAGAAAUCCUGCAGCAAGCCUUGUCGCGACGGAUUGGUGGCCAUGCCGUCAGUUCGAAGCUUCGUGAUUGGCUUAUCUCGCGGCAACGGUUUUGGGGUACGCCAAUUCCGAUCGUUCACUGCCCAACCUGUGGUCCGGUUCCGGUGCCAGAAUCAGAGCUUCCGGUGCGGCUUCCUACCGAUUCCGUUGGUGUUCCGUUGGCCCAGAACCGUGAGUGGUUACGGACGGAGUGCCCUUCCUGUAGGCGAACCGAUUGCGUCCGGGAAUCCGACACGAUGGACACGUUUGUCGACAGUUCGUGGUAUUUCUUACGUUUCAUUGAUCCACACAAUCGGGAGGCAAUGUUUGAUCGGUCCGCGGCCCAUCACCUGAUGCCGGUGGAUCUCUACGUCGGUGGAAAGGAGCACGCGGUACUACAUCUUUAUUAUGCACGUUUCGUGGCACAUUAUCUGCACAGCAAGGGAUUACUGCCAUCGCCGGAACCGUUUAAACGGUUGCUCGUGCAAGGAAUGGUAAUGGGCCGUUCGUUCCGUGUGGUUAGCAAUGGAAAGUACCUUCCGGCGACGGAGGCAGAGAUUGUAGACGAAAAGGACAACCGUGCCAUUGAACGGGCCACAGGAGAACCCGUGACGAUGUUGUGGGAGAAAAUGUCCAAAUCGAAGCUGAACGGGGUUGAUCCGUUGGAAGUUCUGCGGCAGCACGGAUGCGAUACGCUGCGACUCAUUCUGCUGGCUGAUGUUGCACCCACCUCCCAUCGCAAUUGGUCCGAGGCCACCUUUCCAGGGAUCUUGAACUGGCAAAAGCGAAUCUGGAUGACGGUGCACGAUUUUCGGGAGAUUCGCUCAAAAGUCGGAACACCCGAAGGGAUGGUGCUCCCCAACGCGACGGAAGAGUACACCCAGCACGAGCACCAGCUGUGGGAUGCUCGUAACUACUUUACCGCCGGCGUGACGUUCAACUAUCGCCAUUCACAUCAGUUGAGUGUUGGGAUUUCGAAGAUGCAAGGCCUCACGAACGCUAUUCGUAGGGUACCGUCGGCGGUAGUUGCUUUCAGUGCACAGUACGAACGGGCACUGGCGGCGCAGAUCGUGAUGCUAGCACCGAUGGCACCACACUUUGCCACGGAACUCUGGUCCCAGUUUGUGGCCGUCCCCAAUCGUGCAGCGAACGAUGCGGAGUAUGAUGGAAUACGGUGGAACGGCGGAGUGUUUGACCAACGGUGGCCACAGAUUGAUGAACACUUUCCGCUUGAUUUAACAUUCAAGAUUAAUGGCGCAGAGUGUUGCAUUUUGAAGAUUCCGGCCAAACGCUUCAACCAACUCACCCACCAAGAGUCGCUCGAUUUGGCCCUACGGCAGGAACCGAUCGUGAAGCUGAUCGGCAAGCGACCGCUGCGGACGAGCGAUUUCACGCUGUACCCGAGCUGCGAAGCGUUUCUCGCUGUGGAACUUGACCGAGCGGUCGACAGUGACGCCGGCGAACCGGAUAAGGCGAAAAAGAAGGAGAAGAAGGAAAAGAAACACAAGAAAAAGAAGAACCUACAGGUAGUGCACAUCGGUUAA